GGGAAAUGAAAUAAAUGUGAACAAAAUACUGACUUUCUGGAGUUUUAAGGCACAAACAUGAGGGAUGUAUCGAUAUAUUACCUGUUAAUCUUGGGAUGUGUUACGUACAUCAGAUGUCCUGCCCCACCAGGUCCUGUUGAUAUGAAAGCCACAGAAGAGACCAAAACUCUCUACAAGCGUCUUUACGCGCUCGCUAGAGACCCAGAUCAUUUCUUGUUUGGUCACAAGGCAACGACUCAAAGUGGUAUUUCUGGUGGAAUUCCUCCCUAUGAAACUUUUAAAGAUUAUAAAGGAUUCCAAGCUUGGCAAUUUACGAACACAAUGGUAUCCCACAAUGUAACCGACGAACUAAGUGACGUCAAAUUAGUAUCUGGAUAUUUUCCCGCCUUUGUGGGAUUUGAAUUCUUUCAACUAGAUCCACAAUGGAUGGCUAUGCAGCGAUACUUGUCUCAACGUGCGCAUGCUCGAGGGAUGAUACUUGCAAUGACGUGGCAUUUUGGUAAUUUGGCAACAGGUGGAAAUUUCUACGAUCUCCAUGGUUACAAAGUAGUCAGAAAUCUUCUUCAAGGAGGAACCUUGAAUUUGAAAUAUAAUCAAUACUUGGAUAAAAUUGCCGACUACGCUCACAACUUGGUGGAUGAAAAAGGCCGACAGAUUCCGUUCAUUCUCAGACUCUUUCACGAAUCUAACGGUCCAUGGUUUUGGUGGGGAUUAAAUAACGCUGUUAAUAAUACCGGAGAAGACUUAAAAGACGCUUAUCGAUAUAUUGUGGAGUAUCUUAGCGACUUUAGAGGCUGUCACAACAUCCUGUAUGCUUACAGUCCGAACGCAGGUUUUGCUAAUCUGACGUCUGCUGGUACACUUGCCUCAUACAUGGCAGCUUAUCCCGGCGACCAGUUUGUGGAUAUUCUUGGAUAUGAUGACUAUUCCUACGUGCGAUCUCCACGAACUCUUCAAAAGUUUGUCGAUGCCUUAUCAGAAGUUGUUAUGUAUAGCGAAGCGCGCCAAAAAAUUCCCGCCUUAACGGAAGUGGGUUUGAAUGUCUUAAACCAAAUUGACCAGAUUCCUGAUUGGUGGAACGACUACAUUUUAAACUCUAUCAAAGGAAUAAAAUACGUGAAGGCUAACCCAGCCACUAAACGUAUAGCCUAUGUGUUAACGUGGGCCAACAGUUGUCAAAACAGCACAGUUUGUUCGUAUUAUACUCCAUAUAAAGGUCACCCAGGGGAAAAAGAUUUCUUAAAAUUUACUCAGGAUCCAAUGGUUGUUAUGUUAGGUGAGCCUUAA
This is a messenger RNA of Lottia gigantea (owl limpet), 1287 nucleotides long. RefSeq lists its product as hypothetical. NCBI's taxonomy places the organism in Eukaryota, Metazoa, Mollusca, Gastropoda, Lottiidae. The transcript is spliced from 4 exons. The record is from RefSeq and is a predicted model, not a curated record. Gene Ontology annotation, molecular function: mannan endo-1,4-beta-mannosidase activity. The coding region runs from base 58 to 1287 and encodes 409 amino acids. Gene Ontology annotation, biological process: substituted mannan metabolic process.